This is a messenger RNA of Gaeumannomyces tritici R3-111a-1, 354 nucleotides long. RefSeq lists its product as hypothetical. Lineage: Eukaryota; Fungi; Ascomycota; Sordariomycetes; Magnaporthales; Magnaporthaceae. The record is from RefSeq and is a predicted model, not a curated record. The coding region runs from base 1 to 354 and encodes 117 amino acids. The transcript has 2 exons.
AUGGGCACCGUCGUUGUUGCCAGGUCUGGGGAGGCGCCGGGUACACGUCGUCCGGGGCUUGAGGUCGACGAGGCCCUGCGCACACCGGCCGGACGUGCGACGGCGGCUGCCGCGUCCAGCGCCAAUCUGUUGUUGCUGCGGGAGGGUGCGGGUGGGGCAGUCGGCGGAGUGGACGGGACGGGGUUCGACGCGGCCGCGUACGUGCCGGGAGCGAUGCGCAUGCUGGUGGUGCUGGUGGUCUGGAGCCUCUGUCUGGAGGAGGUGCCAGCCGAGCUGGACACGCACGGGGCUUAUGAUAAGUUGACGCGGGAGCCGUACGACUGCUACGUGAGGUUGACCGCGCUCUCGCUGUAG